Messenger RNA from Puccinia triticina, 1464 nucleotides. RefSeq lists its product as uncharacterized. The transcript is spliced from 4 exons. The record is from RefSeq and is a predicted model, not a curated record. Lineage: Eukaryota; Fungi; Basidiomycota; Pucciniomycetes; Pucciniales; Pucciniaceae. Bases 1 to 1464 code for a protein of 487 amino acids.
AUGCGCUACCGCCCUUACCAAAAACCAUGUCCGCAGGCAUCAGCACCAUCGUUAGCACAAAUUCAUCCGGAGGUCUGCGAGCAUCUCCAUCCGGAUCUCAUGGGUCCGCAAACCUAUGCCUACCACAAUCAGAUUCACCCAAAUGGCUCCGGCUCGGCAUCACUUUCCGGCAUGCCCCCUCAAGCUUCGACCCCUGUUUACCCGGAUUUGGUCCACCCAAAGUUCCACGAACGCUCUCUGGUGCCCACGGGAUGGAAUGUGGAAGAUUCUCAAACCUCCCGAUCGGAUUUCGAAGAAUUACCUACUGAUGUCGUCCCACUCCCACCUCCGCCACCAGCGCAGGCCGCCGUGGUUGACGUCCCAUCUUGUUCUGUCCUGCCAAUGACUCCACGUAUGUUUGACUGCCACAUCACUGUUGUGGUUUACUGCUCGAAGAAGAAUAAGCAAAAGCAAGACGUUUGGAAGUCGAUAAGAACACCCAAAGAUUGUUGGAUCACGUUUGACUGCAGAUCAAUUGACUACGAAUCCUUCCAUCAAUUGGUCGCUGACGAGUGCUCAAAGACUUACACCAAAAUGCCGAAGUUGGCCGAAUUUGCUGCGUGGAUCCAAGCAAUCACGGUUUUCAGCGUCAAAAACGGUGGGAUUGUUGCCAAGAUGAGCAACCCCGGCGACAAGAUCGUUCAGGCAGCAAAUGAGGAUUUGCUUUCAGAGACGGUCCGGCGGAGUGAGGCUCGGGAAGCCACUUUGGCGGCGCAAUUGCAGGGAAGUUCCUCGGGUUUGGCUCCUUUGGGGUUGAUGGGCGCGGACGAUUCUGAUGGAGAUUCAUGCGAUGAAGAAUUUCAGGCACGGGCAAUUAUCAAAGAAGAUAUAUUCAACAGAUACAAAAGGAACACCAGUGUUGACGCCGUCCACCCAAUCUACCCCGAUCCGACCGACUUUAACAGAUACAUCAUUCUCACUCCGGGGAACGUGGCUUUAUGGGCCAAAGCCAUCCAUCAAAAGCAUCCAGGUGUUAGUGUUGUAUCUCCACCGACCACGCUCAAGUUUUACAAUUGCAAGACCAAGAAAUCUGCGCCGCUGGGCGGCUCCCCGAGUGUGCCCGCCCCGCAGAUAAAUACAUCCGAGAUUGUGGCAACGGUGAUUGCGGCCUACCAAGCGACCAUGGCAAGCCAAGGAACGACAGGAACGACUCGCGGGCCGUCCCCGCCAUCUGACGUGGCGGACCCACCCGCGGCUGAAAACCCGGGGGUGUUGGCGGAUUACUUGAGGUUUGCGGGGGUCACCAAUACCGAAGAGACAUUGCGAAUCUUGGAGCGCAAAGAUAUUGACAGCUACAAGAUGUUUGCCAAUGGCUACAUGCCCGAGGCCGAUUUGAAGGACCUGGGAUUAACCAAGGGGACACUGGCAAAGCUCCGCAACAAUGUUCGACAACAUCAACGCAGCCUUGUGCGAGAGACGGAAUAG